AUGGGCGAACCGACAAUAACAGAAACGUCGCUGAAAGCGGCCCUGACGGAACGGCUGAAGGCUGUCCAUGUCGAGGUCACGGAUAUGUCCGGCGGCUGCGGCCAAUCCUUCACAACCCUCAUAGUCUCGCCGACAUUCGCAGGACUCAACAGCCUGAAGCGCCACCGCGCCGUGAAUGCGGCGCUGAAAGACGAGAUUGCCGCCAUCCAUGCCUGGAGCGCCAAGUGCCAGACGCCUGAGGAGUGCGAGCGGGACAAGGCGAAGCAUGGCGGGGACGAGGGGCCGCCUAUGGAUGGCACGGUGGGCGGACGGGUGGAGGGGACCGAUGCGUGA
This is a messenger RNA of Anthostomella pinea, 333 nucleotides long. Lineage: Eukaryota; Fungi; Ascomycota; Sordariomycetes; Xylariales; Xylariaceae. The record is from the annotation of a GenBank genome assembly.